This is a messenger RNA of Panonychus citri (citrus red mite), 1253 nucleotides long. RefSeq names its product putative GPI-anchor transamidase. The record is from RefSeq and is a predicted model, not a curated record. The transcript is spliced from 2 exons. Bases 102 to 1064 code for a protein of 320 amino acids. Gene Ontology annotation, molecular function: GPI-anchor transamidase activity. Gene Ontology annotation, cellular component: GPI-anchor transamidase complex. NCBI's taxonomy places the organism in Eukaryota, Metazoa, Arthropoda, Arachnida, Trombidiformes, Tetranychidae. Gene Ontology annotation, biological process: protein localization to cell surface; proteolysis; attachment of GPI anchor to protein.
AAAAGUUUGUUUUCUACCCAACAGAUGGAGUGACUGUCGAUUCCAAUUUUCUGAUCAUUUGUUUACCUUUUUAAAUUGUUUGUUGACUAAUUUUCCCUGAAAUGAAUUGUUUAACUUUCUGUUUAAUUGUUUUCUCCAGUUCUGUGAUAGUCCAUUGUAAUGGUGAUUCUACUGAUGAGGUGAAUAAAUUUCUCAAUGGAAAAUCUCAUUCCAAUAAUUGGGCUGUUCUUGUUUGCUCUUCAAGGUAUUGGUUUAAUUACCGACAUGUUGCCAACGUUUUAUCAAUUUAUCGGAGUGUUAAAAGACUCGGAAUUCCUGACAGUCGGAUAAUUUUAAUGUUGGCCGAUGAUAUGGCCUGUAAUCCACGUAAUACACGACCAGGAACCGUAUUCAACAACGCACAAUAUCAACUAAAUGUCUACGGUGAUGAUGUUGAGGUUGAUUAUAGAGGAUAUGAAGUGACGGUGAAAAAUUUCAUCCGAUUGUUGACCGGCCGGGUGGAAGAGGGAACACCCCGAUCGAAGCAAUUGUUAACCGAUGAAUCAAGUAACAUCCUCAUCUAUCUAACUGGACAUGGAGGUGAUGGUUUCCUUAAAUUCCAAGAUUCCGAAGAGAUAACUAGUGUUGAAUUGGCCGAUGCGUUUGAACAAAUGUGGCAGAAACAGCGGUACAAUGAGAUCCUUUUGAUCACCGAAACUUGUCAAGCUGAAUCAAUGGCUCAGCAAAUUUAUUCACCAAACAUCAUGGGUAUCGGAAGUUCAAAGAUCGGUGAAGAUUCACUUUCCCAUCACGGCGAUCCAACGAUUGGUGUUUAUGUCAUCGAUCGAUACACUUACUUUGCUCUCGAAUUUUUGGAAACCGUUCAUAGUAAUAGCUCUAAAUCGCUCUCAUCGUUUCUCGAAGUUUGUCCCAAGAACAAGUGCCGAUCAACGGUCACCGUUCGCAAAGAUCUUUUCGCUCGAGAUGCAACCAAAGUUCCGUUGACCGAUUUCUUCGGGAGUGUCCCAAAGGUCAGAUUAAUGGAAACACCGUCGGAAGAUAAUUUAGUUACAUGGGAAUCGUAAUCAUAUUGAUCGCAGCUUAAUUUCAUCUUUUUCUCAAUUCAUGUUUCGAUAUAUAAAUUUUUUCAACAUUGGACCAAAAAGAUUGGCUUUCAUUUGCUUAAUUGUGAGAAUGUGUUUUUGUGAAGGGAAUGAAAGAUUUAACAAUUUAGAAUUGUAUUAAUUAUUGUUGUUACUUUUGUUAACAAGCUG